CGUCUUCCCCUAAACAAAUAACAACACCCCCUCGAAAACGGUCACCACGUUCGCGUCUAACUACUCCUACACAUUCGAGGCUGACAUCGCCACCUUCUCGUGCAAAGUCGGCAAAGUCCGUUGGUGGGUCGCCUAAAACCCCUAUUGCUUCACAGAGUGAUUUGUUCAAAAUAUUCAAAUCGUGUAAAAAGAAAAGCCCUAAAAGUAUCAUCAAAAAAGAGAUUUUGAAAUUGGACGUGAUUGCAAACGAUUGGAUUUGUCCGGCUACUCCAUCGAAGGGAAAAAAGAACAAAUUUCAGUGCGAUCGAUUUAUUCCAGUACGUGAAACAAUGGGAGAACCAUCGGAACAAUUAAGAAUACCCCAAAGAGAAUCUGGCAAGGAACAAUAUUUGAACAGUAAUGAACUUGAAUAUCAGGAAAAAUUAGCAGAAGCAUGUGGUGUUUCUCUCGAAAAACGUAUUUUAGCAUUCAAUCUCCAACCUCCGUCGAGCCAAAAAGAUGAUCUACGUCAGUUGUAUAACCAACCAAUGAAACUUUCUACAAUUCAAUUUAAAAGACGUAUAUUGACAUCACCGGAACGUGUUCUUGAUGCGCCAGGCUUAUUGGAUGAUUAUUAUUUGAAUUUAUUAGAUUGGAGUAUCAAAAACAUGGUUGCAAUUGGACUGGAUCAAUGCGUUUAUAUUUGGAACGCUGAUACUGGAGGCGUAACAAGUCUUGAACGAACUAAUCCAAGCGAUUACAUCGCUAGUUUAUCAUGGUCUUACAAUGGUGAUUAUUUAGCUGUAGGAACAAGCGAUGGUGAUAUUCAAAUUUGGGAUGUUUUAAAAGAGCAAAAAAUUAGAUCUAUGUUGGGACAUACAGCACGUGUAGGAGUAAUAACAUGGAAUAAACAUAUCAUCUCUUCUGGAUGUAAAGAUGGAAAUAUUUGGCAUCAUGAUACCAGAGUUGCUCAACAUAAAGUAGCUGAGUUGAUUGACCAUACUAGUGAAGUUUGUGGAUUAAAAUGGAACUCUAACGGCGAUCAAUUGGCGAGCGGGGGUAACGACAAUCGGGUGAAUAUUUGGGACGCAAGAGCAAGCACUCCAAGAUUAACAAAAAACAAUCAUGUUGCUGCUGUAAAGGCUUUAGCAUGGUGCCCUUGGCAAAGUCAUAUUCUUGCUUCAGGAGGAGGUUCUUAUGAUCGGCAUAUUCAUUUCUGGAACGUGAGCUCUGGCGCUCGUGUAAAAUCUAUUGAUACAGGAUCUCAAGUGACUUCGAUCAUUUGGUCCAAAGAUUUUAAAGAACUUUUAUCAACUCAUGGAUUUCCGAAUCAUAAUAUGACGAUUUGGUCUUAUCCUACUCUAAAUAAAACUGCCGACAUUCCAGCUCAUGAAUCUCGUAUCUUACACUCGACUAUCAGUCCUGAUAAUCAAGUAGUUGCCACGGCAGCAAGUGAUGAGAAUUUGAAAUUUUGGAGGGUAUUUCAAAACGCAAGAAAAAAUGAAAAAUCUAAAAACAGUGAUAAAGAAAAUACAGGAUCUGUCUUUGGCGGAUGUACAAUUCGUUAAGCGGACGGACAAAGUUAUUAAUAAUGAUAAAUAAAAUGAAUUUUUU
Messenger RNA from Rhizophagus irregularis DAOM 181602=DAOM 197198, 1593 nucleotides. Lineage: Eukaryota; Fungi; Glomeromycota; Glomeromycetes; Glomerales; Glomeraceae. The record is from RefSeq and is a predicted model, not a curated record.